AUGCUUUUCGAGGCCUUGCACCGUCUUGGAAGCAAGCCCGAUCGUUUAAUGAUGUAUCCAUCGGAGUUCCUUCGCUCUGAGAGUGAUGAUUCACCCGAGAGUCGUCUGCUUCGUUUUGCCCGGGACAGAUAUGGGGUCAAGCUCAUGCCAGUCGAAGUGCAGAUGAAGGGUGGCAGUGGUGCCCCGUGGUCUGAGAGCUAUACAAAGCUCCUUGCAUUUAACCAAACACAAUAUGAUCGGGUUCUGAAUUUGGAUUCGGAUGCGACUAUUCUGCAGAGCAUGGACGAGCUAUUUCUACUCCCUCGCAGCACAGUCGCCAUGCCCCGAGCCUACUGGAUCAAUCCUGGCCAGACCCUGAGCUCUCAGCUUCUUCUAAUCGAGCCGUCUGAUGUCGAGUUUAUUCGCGUAAUGGAUGCAUUCUCCACCGCUGGACCGGGCGAAUACGACAUGGACAUUGUCAACCACCUGUACGGAGGCGAUGCGCUGGUGAUACCGCACCGUCCCUACAAUCUUUUAACGGGGGAGUUUCGUUCCAAGAACCACGAUGCAUACCUUGGAAAUUCGAAGGAAGACUGGGAUUCGGAGAGGAUGUUUAAAGAGGCCAAGUAUCUGCAUUUUUCGGACUGGCCUCUUCCCAAGGUAUGUCCCAACAUCGAGUUUGCACCUCCAUCCCAUUCAUACUCACUGUGCUCGAUAGCCAUGGAUUACCGCCCUCCCCCAGGUGGUUGA
This is a messenger RNA of Penicillium alfredii, 729 nucleotides long. Its product is annotated as CAZyme family GT8. The transcript has 2 exons. NCBI's taxonomy places the organism in Eukaryota, Fungi, Ascomycota, Eurotiomycetes, Eurotiales, Aspergillaceae. The coding region runs from base 1 to 729 and encodes 242 amino acids. Gene Ontology annotation, molecular function: glycosyltransferase activity. The record is from RefSeq and is a predicted model, not a curated record.